Molecule: messenger RNA, 1913 nt
Organism: Triticum aestivum (bread wheat)
Lineage: Eukaryota; Viridiplantae; Streptophyta; Magnoliopsida; Poales; Poaceae
Exons: 7
Coding region: 1099-1608 (169 amino acids)
Source: RefSeq, a predicted model, not a curated record
UCUCUUCCCCAGCUCCUCCUCCUGUCGCCGCCGCCGCCUCCCGUCCCACUCGCCUUCGCCUCCUCCUCCUCUCACCUCCUCCAUCCACGGUCGGCCGUGAGAGAGCCGGCGGAAGCAGGAUCCGCUCCGCCCGGAGCCCUCCCCUCCCUCUCGGUCGCCUCAGUCUCCUCCACCUCCGCCUCCACCACCCCUCCUCCCCUGCGUCCACACCAGGCUAGCACGGCCCGACCACGCGCUAUGGAUGAGGAGGCCCUUGCCCAGCCAACCGUCGCUUGCCUCUUCCUCUCAUCUGGCUUCUUCUCAGAUUAGGCGCAGGUGGUCGCCAUGGGAGAGUAGGGCGUCAGGGUGGGUGGAGGAGUAACGGAGGAUGCCGAUGGGGGGAGGAGCAGCGAGGCUGGAGGUCAUCGCGGAUGGCCUCAACCAACAGGCAGAACAAAUGCACGAAUUCCUACUGCUCGUAUGGCUUCAUUCCUCGUCUUUCUCAGUCACUAAUGACUUAAGAAAUUGCUUGAUGCUGGAAGCUACCGGUUUUGUGAAAAGAGUAGAGAUAGAGAGAGCCGUGAAUCAAUAGGCAUGGACAAAAAAAGAGCGAAGCUCUAUGUUCUGAAAUAGAGGCAGAGCAGUAGGUAUAGCACCCCUCGAGAUAUUGCAUUGAUUGAUUCCCACCGUAUAUACAACUGAACAACUAAUUUUUUCUCUAUACACUGAAAUUGAGCUCAUAAAAUUUCCUUUAUCAUGUGCUUUUCCUGCUGCAUAUCAUCGCACUUCUCUUCAAUACAUCAAUGCCACUUCCAUAGCAGAGUCCUCCCCAGCCUGGGCGCCGUCGAUCUCUCCCCAGCUGCAUAGCUUCCUCUGCUGCCGAGUCCAGCGAGGGCACCGUCGAUCUCUCCCCAGCCUGGAUGUGAAGGCCACUACCAGUUUUGAAGCUGGUUGAGGGGCACCUGGCACUAUCUACUUUCUAAGCUCUGAUGGCCAUUGUAGAUGGGGAAAUAAAGUGAGGCUAUACAGGAAGCUGCUCACAAAUUUGAGGCAUCUCAUCGCUACAAGGAUGACCUUUGCCACUCAAAGAAUGUAUAUCUCGGUCAGUUUUGCCAAAUAAUGGAUAUAUUACGUGGACCUAACAUAGGCAAUGCCACCCAAGCAGCAACUCUGGUAUCUUUGGAUAAAUGUAGUAUAAGCAAUUCAUUUGCACCAUCGCUGUUACAAGGUUGGGCUCUGACAAUCGGCGGUGGUCGCGUGCGGUGGGCAUUUCAGGAGUUUUGGUGUGGAUUAUACAUAGUUAAAUCUGAAUGCAUAUAUUAUUUCGAGGAAGCGGAUGCUAUCAAGAUCAUGCCAAAGGCAGAGCAUGCCAAAGGGCGAUGCUCAUUCCCGUUCUUAGUGAGAUGGGUUUACUUGAUGCAAAGUAUGAGCAUUGUAGACUCUAGCGAGCUGCUGAAGGUCGACGAGGAGGGCGCCGCCACCACCGUCAUCCUGGUCCACAUCCACGCGCUGCUCGGCGUCACCAGGUCACCGGCACAAUCCUCACGCCCAGGUCGUUCAACAUUUUCUUCCGCUUUUGGUGCGUCACAUUUAGUCUUUCUUUCCCAUUUUACCGUGUUUGCAUGGUAAGAUGUUUGGUUGGAUUUGAAGGUUCGUAGCCUUGGCUCCAAAGCUUCAAGCUCUUAUAGAAAUUAGAACUGAGGGCCUUUUAAAAUGAGUCUUGCAUAAUAGUGUUUUUCAGCGGGAUGCAGAAUUUUUGUUUGUCUGAUCGGCUAUCCUUGGUGCUGAUUUACGUACUGAUUUCAUCAUCAUAUGACUACAAUAAAGAAGCUGUGUGUAUAAAUAUUACUAACUGCUGAUACUUUGCAUCUGUGAUUUCAAUUCUGUUGGCCCUCCUUAAGAUUGCUUGGGAAUGUGAGGCUUAAAAGUUUCAA